GCCAAUUCAGCGGAUCGUGAGAUAGGAAGUUGACGGUCGAGAACGAACUCCAGCGAGGGAAACGACUUGUAGCCGCAUAUGCUUCCGCUCGAACGUGGCGCAGAGAGUGGCGAGUCGUCACUACGCACCAGAGUAACAAGAGCGUGGAAGAGGUCUUUGCUGCCAGGGCGCUGCUUAUUCGACCUGCGCUCAGGAAAGGAAUCGUUCCGCGCACCGAUAUUCGUUCCUGCGCUCGAUGAGCGCCGGCUACCGUGGCGGCGAUGCCCUCCGCCGCCUUAGGCACGCUCGAGGCGAGCCCUCGCAGUGUAGCUCGCCACCUUGCCCCGCUUCCAUGGGCGCUGCGAAAACUUCUUGCUCUUCCUUCCUUCCUUUAUUUAUUAUUAUUUUUUUUUGCUUUCUCAUCUCUUUCAGCCCGCUCGCCUUAAUGCAGCGCGCUUUGUCUUUGCUUGUUUUCGUUUACGGGCCCCUUCUAGCUCAUCUCGUUUACUGGACCUGAAGGAGAAAGAGGAACUGCUAUAACUCUAGCGCGCUGUCACGUGAUGCCUGCAGCCAGUAGCUGCAAUCCAGCAGCGGCAUGCGUCGGGAACGGGUCUCGUACAGCGGCAAUCCCACCACUGCAAACUGCGCUUCUCCUCGCCCAUUCCUGGCCUGCCUGAGGAAACACGCCGCGUACAACCAUGAGGCUCGCCGCCGCGGCUUUUUUUUUUUUUUCUUCUUUUUGUGAGUGUGUGUGUGUGUUUCUCGCUAACAUAAGACAAAAUAAAAACUGCGGCGAGAGAUGGAGGAAGGCUGAGAGCGGGGCGAGCGGAAGUUUGGUCAGCGCAGGCGGGGAGGAUCGUGCGGGCCGCCUGUGAAUCCCGCUGCUCCUGCGGAGCAUCUUUGCCGGAUUUUUUUUGUUUUCCAAGUAAGAUACAGAUUCUUCGCCGUGGUCGGCGGCCUCCUUUCCUGUCUCUCGUUUCUUCGGCAACGUCGUCGCGGUGCUGUCGCGUCGCGUCGCACUGUGUGUGUGUAUGUGUGUGCGCGUGUGUGCGUGCGUGCGUGACGUCUUCGGGGCAAACAGCGAGUGACUCCUCCUCUCAGCGUCUCCGUAGCUGCGACGGCACUCAUCGUUCCGCUCUGUCGCCGCAUUUGCCAUAUCAUCGUUGGCGGUCGCGCCACCCUUGGCUGAGCCGGCCCAGAAGUGUGUGCUUGCGCCCACCGGUGCGCUCCGAUUUCGGUGUGCCGCGUUCGUUCUCUGGAACAGAACAGCACAGGACCUGGUUGUGUGCGACCGCGCCGUCGCCUUCGACGCUUGCGAUCACCUUGUGCCGCAUACUAGAUCGCCCUUCUGUUCUUGCCUGCGCCACCUUUAUCCAGCGAUAGUCUGCACGGACGCCGAAUUCUUCUUGGACGGACUGGGUGCACAUAAAUGGGAUGCCUUUCUGGAACUACAUCGGGCUGUCCUUCCUGGCACUCAUCCUGCUGUCGGGGAGGCUGUACGAGGCGAGCAAGGAGAUCGCCUUCCUGCGCGUGGUGCUCGCAGCAUGGAUGCCCUCCGAGUCGGACCUCUUGAUGGGAGGCGGCGACGACCACAAGAGCCUCGUCUUGGACCGCACACGACAGACGCUGACGAACCUCAAGGGAGACCUCGAGGCCUUCCUGCUGGAACUGACGUCGGCGCGGACGACGCUCGCCCUGAGCGUGGUGUUCGUGAUCAUCUACAUUCUCAGCUGGUGGUGGAUGGCGUUCGCCCUCAAGCAGGCCAAGGAUGACGGUAGCGUAUCCUUGCGGACGGUGCUGCUUCUGUCCGUGUUUGCAGCCGUGGAUAUCGCUGCCAGUACCGGCUUCGUCCUACUACGAAUUAUUAUGUACGUCAUGCGAGACCGCCUCUACCCGAUGACGAUGCGAACGCCAUAUAUCACUGAAGCGGACCAAUUCGCUGCCUUCACCGCGCUACGACUGGCGACACUAAAGUCAAGCUGCGGGACUACGGACGUGCUCGUGUCUAUCGUUGUGGGCUUCCUGACCGGGCUACGGAUAUACAGCGUGGCUUGCGUCAUCUCAUUUUACAAGAAAGCCAAGAACGGUGGCUUGAGCGCCUUUCGUAAAGAGUUGUCCAACAACGCGGACUACUUUUCCGAGAGGCUGGAGCGGCUGAAGGACGUCGAAGACUACGUGCCUAAGCCUAUGAUAGCACCUAUGCAAAACGGACGACACAAGUCCUCGUUCUACGUGAACAGCCGUCCCGCAGGCGGAGGCGGCUCGGAGCGGGGCGGCAUCCUCGGCGCCGGAGUCGGCGGCGCGCGCCUGACAUGCGUCACGCCCACCGCGUCCACGGUAUGCGGUGGCGAGGAAAACCCCGAGGUGAAGAUCCAGGCGGCAGACAUGCCGCAGGAGAUGCAGCGCGCCGCUGUCGAGUCAGCCACGCAGGCCGUCAAGCUGUACUCGACUGAGAAGCACGUUGCCGAGAGCAUCAAGCAGGACUUCGACCAGAUGUUCCAGCCGACGUGGCACUGCGUAGUGGGGCGCAACUGGGGAAGCUGCGUCACACACUCCAAGCAGUGCUAUGUGCGAAUGGCCUACCGGGACAUGACUAUCCUGCUCUAUCGCUCUAUCUAAGCGUCCGCGAAUCCGGCAUGGAGCUGACGAGUUACACAGACGCUUGCAAUUAUUUCUUGGGACAAACCCUCCGGCUAGCUCUGACGCCUAGUUAGCACUGGGUUGUUGGGGGCCUGUGCUGGGACCGUUGAAUACAAUGAGAAAAGGUUAUAUAUUACGCGUUCCUACAGUGGGCCCACAUAGCCUGUCGCUCAUUUUUGGCGCGUGAGCACUAGAGUGUCUCGGCGCAUAGCCAGUCGCCUAAAUGACCACCAGUGCUCCUUGUUCUCACUAGUGCUGUGAAGUACCUGUUACGUGAAGUACUAUGCAGUUAGACGCUACUCUUAUAGCCUAAAGCUACGUCAGCUUUUAUGUCGGGGCUAAGUGUUUAGCUACCCAAGACAAAUUGGGUCAGAAUUGGCUCAAGAUUUCUGGU
This is a messenger RNA of Dermacentor andersoni, 3013 nucleotides long. RefSeq lists its product as uncharacterized. NCBI's taxonomy places the organism in Eukaryota, Metazoa, Arthropoda, Arachnida, Ixodida, Ixodidae. Gene Ontology annotation, biological process: microtubule-based process. Gene Ontology annotation, cellular component: cytoplasmic dynein complex. The record is from RefSeq and is a predicted model, not a curated record. Gene Ontology annotation, molecular function: dynein intermediate chain binding.